Messenger RNA from Photinus pyralis (common eastern firefly), 1044 nucleotides. RefSeq names its product CCA tRNA nucleotidyltransferase 1, mitochondrial. The transcript has 5 exons. The record is from RefSeq and is a predicted model, not a curated record. Gene Ontology annotation, biological process: RNA processing. Bases 208 to 1044 code for a protein of 278 amino acids. NCBI's taxonomy places the organism in Eukaryota, Metazoa, Arthropoda, Insecta, Coleoptera, Lampyridae. Gene Ontology annotation, molecular function: nucleotidyltransferase activity; RNA binding.
UUCAUGUGGCAACAUUGUAAUUAGUGUAGUGUGUGAUAUGUAUGUGAUUAUUUUUUCAGAAAGCAAAAACAUAACCUUAGAAAAUGGUUUCUAAAAUAGUUUAAAAUAAAAUUAUGUUUUUUCUUAAAAGAUUGUUAAUAACUAUUCCACAUAUACAUAAAAGAGACUUUAGCAUACCAUCCCAAACAAUUGGAACAUUUACGAAAAAUGGUCGAAAAGAAUACCAGAACAAACCCAAUGAUCAUGAAACUCGAUACGCCGGAAUAUAAAUCAAUCUUUACCGAUGAAUUAAUUUCCCUAGUUAAUAUUUUUAAACAGUACGGAUACGAACUACGUGUAGCCGGUGGGGCUGUUCGCGAUUUAUUAAUGGGGAAGAAGCCCAAAGAUUUAGACUUCGCUACUACUGCAACUCCCGAUCAAAUGAAAGAGAUGUUUACGACAGAAAAUGUUCGUAUGAUUAACACGAAAGGGGAAAAGCAUGGCACGAUUACACCUAGGAUAAACGACAAGGAGAAUUUUGAAGUUACCACUUUACGCAUUGAUGUUACCACGGAUGGGAGACAUGCCGAAGUAGUGUUUACUACAGAUUGGUUGCUUGAUGCAAAUAGACGAGAUCUUACAAUCAAUUCUAUGUUCUUAGGUUUAGAUGGUUCGGUAUACGAUUAUUUUUAUGGUUAUGAAGACAUACAAAAGCGUAGAGUUGUUUUUGUUGGUGAUGCCAUUACGAGAAUUCAAGAAGAUUAUCUAAGGAUACUUCGAUAUUUUAGAUUUUAUGGAAGAAUAGCAAAAGUAGCAAAUGCACAUGAAAACGACACUUUAAAUGCCAUUAGAAAUAACGUGGAAGGCUUAGAACAAAUAUCUGGCGAAAGAAUUUGGGUUGAACUUAAACAGAUAUUGGAAGGAAAUUUUGCUGGUGAUCUCAUGGCAACUAUUAUAGAAGUAGGAAUUGCUCCAUAUAUAGGUAAGUCGCCCAAAUUCAAAAUUUCUAUUAUGUACAGGGUAGUUCAAAUUUGUGGCUCACCAUUGGGAUCACCGCAACGGUGA